CUCGCUGCGCAGCACCACGAGCAGCGUCUACUCUUUAUUAUGUCUAUGCGCAGGACGACAUGAGGGUGAAACAGAUUUACAGCAGCUGGUCGUGUUGUUGGUCCUCAGAAUCCGUCUCAGAGUGAGCCUCUGUCCGGCCCUGUCUGUGCGGGGCUCCGGUGCUCAGCGGGCCGCGGCUCUCAUGUCUCCCCGGCGGCACCGCCUCCUGCUCGGCACAAACUCUCCGGCUCUCUGACCGCCCGCUCACGGUCGUGUUUCCCCACAGACGGCGGGGAUGUUCCGGCUCUGGUUUGAAGCCGCGGUAGUCAUGUGGCUGGUCCCCGGGACUCUGGGAGGCGCAGCCCGGCUGUACACGGAGGAAGACCCGCUGGUGAUCCUGAGCAGCGGCAGCCUUAAGCCCACCAUCAGUAACUCGUCGUCGGCCUGGCUGGUCCAGUUCUUCUCGUCCUGGUGCGGACACUGCAUCCAGUACUCCGGCACCUGGAAAGCUCUGGCCGGGGACGUCCAAGACUGGCGGGAGGCCAUCAGUGUUGGUGUGUUGGACUGUGCUCAGGAGGAAAACUUUGACGUCUGUAAAGACUUCAGCAUCAAGUUCUACCCAACGUUCAAGUAUUUUCGGGCCCACAGUCCGCCGACAGACCGAGGGACGACCUACAGAGGUGCAGACAGAGAGAUCCAGUCGGUCCGACAGCUGAUGGUCAACAUCCUCCAGAACCACACCAGGAUGGACCGGCCCCAGCACUGCCCCCCCUUAGAACCAUACAGUUCUGCAGAGCUGCUUCCUCUGCUGGGUCAGAGGUCCGAUCACUUCACCGCCAUCAUCGUGGAGGAACCGGACUCGUAUGUCGGCCGAGAGGUGAUCCUGGACCUGCUGCAGUACUCAGGUGUUCAGGUGAGGAGGGCUCUGAGCUCAGAUCUGCCCCUGCUGGACGCUCUCAAGAUCUCCACCUUCCCCUCCAUCUACCUGCUGCAGCCCAACGGAACACACACACACCUGCACAGUGAAAAGAAGCUCCGGUUCUUCUUCUCCUCCCUGCUGAAGGCGUUACCUGGAGUCCAGCGGAGGUUGCAGGCAGCCAGCAGCAGCUCCAGCGUCGGCCAAGUGGAGGCGCUGCAGGACCAACACAGCACCGAGCCCUGGAGGGACUUCGACAGGUCCAAGGUGUACCUGGCCGACCUGGACUCGGCGCUGCACUACCUGCUGAGGGUGGAGAUGGCCACGCACAGCACGCUGGAGGGGGAGGAGCUUCAGGUCUUCAAGGACUUCAUCACCGUGGUCGCCAAGCUGUAUCCAGGUGGAGCUUGGGUAGUGAAGCUGAUGGAGACGCUCUCUGAUUGGCUGCUCAGUCUGCCGCUGCAGAGAAUCCCCUAUCAGGCUGUUCUGGACCUGGUGGACAACAAGAUGAGGAUCUCAGGUGUGUUCCUGGGGGCGGAGCUUCGCUGGGUUGGUUGCCAGGGCAGCAGGGCGGGGCUCCGAGGUUACCCCUGUUCACUCUGGACCCUGUUCCACGUUCUGACGGUCCGACACGAGGCCACACCCACCGCCCUGGACAACACAGGUGUGCAGCUAGGCUCCGCCCCCGUCCUCCAGGUGAUGCGUCGCUACAUCAGGACGUUCUUCGGCUGUGAGGUCUGCGGUCGACACUUUGAACAAAUGGCAGCAGAGAGUUUAGAUUCAGUCCAGAGCAGAGAGGAGCAGAUCCUCUGGCUGUGGAGGACACACAACAGGGUCAACAACCGGCUGGCAGGUUCUCUCAGUGAUGAUCCUCUCUUUCCUAAGUCUCCGUGGCCCAGCACCUCCCUCUGCUCCUCCUGUCAUGAAGAGAAAAAUGGCGUCCAUGUGUGGAACCGUGACAACGUGCUCCACUUCCUGCGGCGUCACUACUGCAUCGCCAACCUGUCCCCCCGUUACUCGCUGGUCCCUCCGCCUCCUCCUGAGCGCGCUCAGAGCGGCCGGCCCGAGGAGGAGCCCCAAGGAGGAGGACCGGGGAGGGAGGAGGAGCCUCGCCACGGUAACCAGGCGGCGAGGGAGGAGCAUCAGGAGGUUCUGGUCCGGUCCGGUUCCAGUUCUGUGUGGAUCCUGGGUUCUCUGGGCUUCAACAGCGUGGACAUGAGUCUGUGUGUCCUCCUCUACGUGUCCUCCUGCCUCGUCCUCAUGCUGCUCUUCUUCUUCUUCAAAGUCCGCUCCAGGAGGUGGAAGCUAAGGACCACACGCCUGCACGUCUGACCGGACCAGACCGGACAUCCAGAACUGGUGUAAUGCGGGUCAGAGCUGGUUCCAGAUGGAGUUUGAUUUAAACCUGAUCAAUCGAUCGAUCAGAAUCAUUGAUUCUCAGAUUAAUGAAGUGAACGGUCAGAACUUUGAGGUUCUGAAGCUGCGUCGUUUUUUUAUGGAGUGAAUUUACGUUGAAACUAAAAAAGUAAAAAUCCAGUUUUUAUUCUGAUUUCAUUUUAAUUUUAGAUUUUGAUGUUAUUUUUAAAACUGCAUUUUGAUGGUUUCUUUAUUUUAUUUAGUUUUAUUUGAAUUUUAAUAGUUUGUUCUGUUUCAUUUUAGUUUAACUACAUUUAAUUUAUAGUUUUUAUUGAUUUUAUUUUGUGCAGCUUUUUCUGAACGAACCAGGAAGCAGUGUCACAAAGAGAACUGUCGGUUCCGUUGGGUCCUCGGUUCCGUUGGGUCCUCGUGCGUCAGUUUCGUUGGAUCCUCAGUUCCGUUGGGUCUUCGGUUCCGUUGGGUCUUCGGUUCCGUUGGGUCCUCGGUUCCGUUGGGUCUUCGGUUCCGUUGGGUCUUCGGUUCCGUUGGGUCCUCAGUUCCGUUGGGUCUUCGGUUCCGUUGGGUCUUCGGUUCCGUUGGGUCCUCAGUUCCGUUGGGUCCUCGUGCGUCAGUUUCGUUGGGUCCUCAGUUCUGUUGGGUCUUCGGUUCUGUUGGGUCUUCGGUUCCGUUGGGUCCUCGGUUCCGUUGGGUCCUCAGUUCCGUUGGGUCUUCGGUUCCGUUGGGUCCUCAGUUUCGUUGGGUCUUCGGUUUGUUGGGUCCUCGGUUCCGUUGGGUCUUCGUGCGUUGGUUCCGUCUGGAACUCAGCAGCAGGGUCCAGAACAAAGACUUGAAUUUGAUUGCAACUUUCUUCCUGUGAAACAACCAAUCACAAUCCGUCCUGACAGCCAAUCAGCUGUGUCUCUGAACCAGAACCAGCUCUGACCCGGUUCUGACUGGGUUUGGGCUUCAGUGACUGCUGUGGAACCGGGUCUGGACUCUGAGAUCCCAUUUAUUUAUUUUUGUACUUCAGACCAGGUGUGUCUCACCUGGACCAGACUGGACUGGACCUCUGGACUGGGUCUACAUCCCAAAAUCCCUCAGGAGGCACGUGAAGGAUGAUGGGAGACAGGGACCUGAACCGGAUCAGAACCUCCCAGAGGUUACUUUGUGCCAAAUGUUUAACCUGCGACACACCUGUCCUCUCAGGCUCCGCCCCCUGUUGCACACACUGUGAGGUCAGAACCAGGUCUGGGUCAGAACCAGGCAUGUGAUUUUAUGACUGAAGCUGUGGGCUGAACGUGAAACAAACUUUGUUUCUGCGUUUUUACAGAGUUUCUCACAAACAGAACCGACAGGAAGUUCCAGAAGAAGAAAAUGAUUUCCAGGUGAAAGCUUCACCUGAGAGGGUCGAUGGAUCGUUGUGUCUCAGUGUUUAAUGAAAUGUCUGAAGAAUCCAGAAAAAGAUUCAGAAAAGACCCGAAAAUGAUCAGGCUAGUAGGAUUAGGUUCAGCUUCUAUCCAACUGAACAGGCGAGGUCACGUGACCCAGCAGGUGACGUCACCUGUUCAGUUUGACUGCAGCUCAUUUUCAGGAACAUCAGGACUGAUAUUUACUAAAACCUUCCAUUAAAAACAGAUUUAGAUGUUAAAAUGUUAAACGAGUCAAAACACUGAAACUGAAAAAUCAAAUUCUACUUUAAAAACAGGAAGAGUUCAGAAAAUGAAACCAUCCAAUCUUAAACAGGAAGUAAAGUCUUUUUCCAGUUCCAUUUCUUUUAAACUAAAUGUUUGUUUCUGUGUUGCCAUCAGACAAACUCAUUCUUUAUUGUCUCAGCUUCAGAAUUGUGGCUCUUCUGGGAGUUUAGUGAAGAAAUGUUUGUUGUUUUUAUUUUCUUUCUGCAAUUAUUUAUGUUGUCUUUGAAUUUUACGACAAAAUAUUUCCUUUUCCAUUAAACUGUCUGUAUUCUCUUUGGUUUGUCCCUCAGGUAUGUCUGUUAAUACUGUCAAUAAAUGCUGUUGGAAUAAA
This is a messenger RNA of Acanthochromis polyacanthus (spiny chromis), 4276 nucleotides long. It is a transcript of the gene qsox2, whose product is annotated as quiescin Q6 sulfhydryl oxidase 2. Gene Ontology annotation, biological process: protein folding. The record is from RefSeq and is a predicted model, not a curated record. Gene Ontology annotation, molecular function: protein disulfide isomerase activity; flavin-dependent sulfhydryl oxidase activity. Lineage: Eukaryota; Metazoa; Chordata; Actinopteri; Pomacentridae. Gene Ontology annotation, cellular component: Golgi membrane.